AUGGACCAAUUAAACGUUAAGGAACAACAACAGUUCCAACAGAUUGUUGAGCAAAAACAAAUGAAAGACUUCAUGAGAUUAUACUCCAACUUGGUCUCCAGGUGUUUCGAUGACUGUGUUAAUGACUUCACCACCGGUUCUUUGACCACCAAGGAAACCACUUGUAUUAUGAAAUGUUCCGAAAAGUUCUUGAAACACAGUGAAAGAGUGGGCCAGAGAUUCCAAGAACAGAAUGCUUUGUUGAUGCAAAACAUGCAAAACCGUUAA
Molecule: messenger RNA, 267 nt
Organism: Yamadazyma tenuis ATCC 10573
Lineage: Eukaryota; Fungi; Ascomycota; Pichiomycetes; Serinales; Debaryomycetaceae
Gene: TIM9
Product: protein transporter
Source: RefSeq, a predicted model, not a curated record